Molecule: messenger RNA, 2115 nt
Organism: Chara braunii
Lineage: Eukaryota; Viridiplantae; Streptophyta; Charophyceae; Charales; Characeae
Source: the annotation of a GenBank genome assembly
GCAUGUGUGCGCCCGCGUUCUAUAAUUAUUACAAGCAAAAUCAGGAGGGUAUGUACUUAGUUUAUGUCUCCGCUGUAGGCGAGCCGGUGAAAAUGCCACCGGAGAUAGAGGGAGUAGUUGCCAAGUACCCUAACCUAUUUGAAGAGCCGACAGGGGUUAUAAAAAGGGAGGUCGUCCGCGCGAUAGAGAGUAUCCCAGGGUCUAGCAUCCCGAAGGGUAGGAUCUAUCGGAUGUCUCCAAGCGAGCUCGAUGAGCUUCACCGACAACUCAAGGAACUCGUAGAGAAGGGUUGGAUCCGGCCGAGUGUCUCUCCUUAUGGAUCUCUAGUGUAUUUCGUACCUAAGAAGAAUGAGGGCACACUUAGGAUGUGCAUUGAUUAUAGGGGCCUCAAUGCCAUCAUUGUUAAGAACAGAGAGCCCCUACCACGCAUCGAUGAUUUGCUUGAUAGAGUGCAAGGGUGUCGGUUCUUCAGUAAGAUAGAUCUGAAGUCCGGGUACCAUCAGAUUGCAAUCCGGCCCGAGGAUCAACACAAAACCGCCUUUCAAACCAGGUACGGUCUAUACGAGUUUGUGGUGAUGCCUUUCGGCCUUUGCAAUGCUCCUGGCACCUUUCAGCACGCUAUGAAUCGGAUAUUCCAUGACUACUUGGAUAAGUUUAUCAUCGUGUACCUCGAUGACAUACUUAUUUUUAGUAAGACUGUCGAGGAGCAUGUUGCACACUUGGACAAAGUCCUCAGUCUCCUGCGCCAGCACAUGUUUAAUAUCAACAGUGAGAAGUGCGAGUUUGGCCGCACCCGUGUCUUGUACUUGGGUCAUGAGAUAUCCGCGGAAGGGUUAAAGCCCGAUGACGCGAAGGUGGCCAGCAUUCGUGAUUGGCCACGUCCUCAGUCUGUGACUGAGAUGAGACCUUUCUUAGGAAUGACAGGCUACUAUAGGACUUUCGUUAAAAACUACAGCAUAGUGGUCGCUCCUUUGAUUGAUCUGACCCGCCUUGACACCCCAUGGGAAUGGACAAAUGAGUGCGAGGCUGCUUUCAGACAUUUGAAGCAUGCGUUGACGCACUACGAGGUCUUGAAACUUCCAGAUCCAAAUAAGCCGUUUAUAGUCACCACGGAUGCCAGCCAAUAUGGCAUUGGCAUCGUGCUCGUGCAGCAGGAGGGGCCAAAGUUGAGGCUUGUAGAGUACAUGUCCAAGAAAAUGCUGUCUCAGAAGUUGGCUACGUCCACCUAUGAGAAGGAACUCUAUGCAGUUUACAAGGCGCUGACCCAUUGGAGGAACUACCUCCUUGGGAGGUUCUUCAUCCUCAGGACUGAUCAUCAGACCCUGAGAUGGAUGAGAACUCAGUCGGCACUCUUUGACGCUCUCAAGCGUUGGAUCGAAGUCAUUGAGCAAUAUGACUUUGACCCUCGGUAUCCGAAAGGGGAGUACAACAAGGUUGUUGAUGCCUUGUCGCGUAGACCUGAUUUCUCAGGUGCGCUGAUUACUGAGUUCGAUGUGACGGACAAUGUUAAUCAGUCCUUGGUGGAAGCCUAUCGCGAGGACCAGUUCAUGUCUGAGAUCAUACGCAGACCUCAGGCGAAGGACAAGAAGACCUCUGCCGAGUUUGAGUUGGUCAAUGGCUUGCCGUUCCUUGAGAAGGCAGGGAAUAAACGAUUGUGUGUCCCUAAUAGCGAGUCUUUGCGUAGCUUAUUUUUAGGUGAGUGUCAUGAUGCCACCGGCCAUUUUGGGUACAAGAAGACUGCAGCUAAUCUGCUGCAGCGGUUUUGGUGGCCCACGAUGAUGCGAGAUGCCCAGCUCUACGUGGAGACUUGUCAAGUCUGUCAGAGGGACAAGCCACGUACGCAGGCUCCUCUUGGGCUUUUGAAGCCCCUUCCGAUCCCCGAACGGCCUGGUGAGAGUCUGUCCAUGGACUUCAUGGAUACUCUAGUCACCAGCAAGAGUGGGAUGCGACACAUCUUCGUCAUCGUGGAUAGAUUUAGGAAGUACGCUAGGUUAGUAGCAAUGCCGGAAACAGCAAAGACGAAGUAUGUGAUCCGAAUGCUCAAAGAGAACCGGGUUUGAGACUUUGGGUUACCGAAGUCUAUUAUCAGUGACAGGGAUGUCCGGUUUACAAGUG